Etheostoma cragini (Arkansas darter) is the source of this 1830-nucleotide messenger RNA. Its product is annotated as zinc finger and SCAN domain-containing protein 32-like. Gene Ontology annotation, biological process: regulation of transcription by RNA polymerase II. Bases 179 to 1570 code for a protein of 463 amino acids. Lineage: Eukaryota; Metazoa; Chordata; Actinopteri; Perciformes; Percidae. The transcript has 4 exons. Gene Ontology annotation, molecular function: RNA polymerase II cis-regulatory region sequence-specific DNA binding; DNA-binding transcription factor activity. The record is from RefSeq and is a predicted model, not a curated record.
UGUAUUUACGGUAGAGCCCUCCGCCACACGGAAGAAAAGGUUCCAGCUAGCUAGAAACAACACAGGGAUGUAACAUUUUCUAGUGCGUCGGUGGUUUUUGGCGUUUUUAAUAAAUAUAAUUGCGCGAGGAGACAUUUUAUUAAUCAUACAUUGUUCUCAAAUAUUCGCACGAGUCGACAUGGCGACGUGCAUUCCCUUUCAAACCCAGCUGUCCUCUAUAAUGGAGGUUUUGGUUAAAGCAGCAGUGACAGAGAUAUCCAAACUAGUCGAUGACAAAUGUGCUUUUUUGCACCUCGAAAUAUCCCGAAAGCAAAGCGAGAAUGAGAUGCUGAAAAGGAAAUUACUAAUAAUGGAGAACAAAAAUGCGCAGCUGCAGCGGGGCUUUGAAAACUACAUGGACAGAGGAACUGAUGAGGGGAGCUGUCCGCAUCCUACAGGAGAUAUUAAGUUUCCUGACAUUGACGACGCCACUUAUCCGUUCACGAUAAAAGAAGAGAGUCCAGAUGAGAUGCUGUGGAUCAGUGAUCCUGCGGGACCGAUUGCUUCUGCUGUCCAUUACCGCACAGGUAAUGCUUCAGAGAACCAGCAGUUUGAAGAUGGUCCACUUAACCAUUCCGAGGUCGCCACAAGAAAAUCAUCCGAGUUCGCUGACUUGUAUAACUCUGGUCAGCAUGCGGGAGACAUCAACGGCCCUCAGAUCACGGUCAAGACGGAGAAGGAGGAAGACCGAUCCAGAUUCAACCAAGAUGGAUGCCAGCACGGCGCUGGGAAGCACAUUCAACUUGCUGCAGACUUUUCCGUGGACGAACGAGAGAAUCAGCUCUGGUCAUCCAUAAUCGAAGGGAAUGACAUUGAUGCCGGCUUCCCUGACUUUUCCAGUGUGGUAGAGGAGUAUUCCAACACAUUCCCGGACAAUUCGGAUGUUCACGUGGUUUCUAACGCCGCCAAAUCUGCCGGCGUGCAGCAGUUGUCCUCCCAGAGGCCGUGCAACGGGAUCUACAGCAGUGAGCAUCAGAAGGAUGUCCCACAGCUGUCCAGUUUUCAACCCAGAGCUCAGGCAGACAGGCAGAAGGAACAAGUGUACUUUCAGAGAAACCCCUCACAUGUUGGACACGCAAGGCAGCCGGACGAACACGCUGAGAGGGAGGGUGCAGCUGGAGACAAACCGUCCGUCAGUCACUCGCACAACACUUUGACAACAGGCAGCUUUAAAGCUCUGUCGGGCCCGUCGCGAGGCUACUCCUGCUCGCACUGUGGGAAGACGUUCGGCCGCCUGCACCAGUUCAAGCUGCACCAGCAGAGCCACAAGAGGAAGCGGGCGUUCUGGUGCACGGUGUGCGGGAAAAGCUUCCAGUGUUCGUCCCACCUCAGCAUACACCACCGGACGCACACGGGCGAGAAGCCAUACGGCUGCGGGCAGUGCGGAAAGCGGUUCACGCAGCAGAGCAGCCUGAGGGUCCACCAGCGCACGCACAGCGGGGAGCGGCCCUACAGCUGCUCGCUGUGCGGGAAAAGCUUCAUCCUGAUGCACCAUCUGAAACGCCACAGAAUCAUUCACACCUACAGCUGAGACGAAGAGACGUCUAGGGCACUGUUGCUCAGGUGAAAAAGGAUUUGUAAACUCGUUGCUUUGCUCACAGACUUUGUAUCAUAAUGCAUAUUCUACUAUGCAAAAUCCAUCUGGAUGGAUUUUAAGAUGUUUGCUUCUUUUUUUACUUAUAUUAAAAACUGAAUUGCACCCUCAAACAAAAUCAAGUCCGUAUUUUUGAAGGCACCUCCAAUGCUAGAAAUCCAAAAACCAAGAUCUGAAAUGUGGAGUCAUUACAAAGA